This is a messenger RNA of Nicrophorus vespilloides, 3896 nucleotides long. Its product is annotated as indole-3-acetaldehyde oxidase-like. Lineage: Eukaryota; Metazoa; Arthropoda; Insecta; Coleoptera; Silphidae. Gene Ontology annotation, molecular function: FAD binding; iron ion binding; 2 iron, 2 sulfur cluster binding. The record is from RefSeq and is a predicted model, not a curated record. The transcript is spliced from 15 exons. Bases 7 to 3813 code for a protein of 1268 amino acids.
UCUUAAAUGCGCUCACUGCAACGGAAAUAUAAACAGUUCAAUAACAAAGUUCGAGCGAAAAUGGAGAAAUCAAACGACAUAUUACAAUUUUACAUCGAAAACAACAAGCAUACUGUUCGCGCGUCAGAUGUCAAUCCGGAAACGACGCUCAACGAGUACCUGAGGGAGAAUCGCUUCCUGACCGGUACUAAGUUCAUGUGCAGGGAAGGGGGAUGCGGAACUUGCAUUGUCUCAGCGACGUUUAAACAGCCUAUCACUAAAAGAAUAGUCACUCUGGCUGUUAACUCGUGUUUGGUUUCUAUACUGUCAUGCAGCGGUUGGAAGAUUUCAACGGUAGAAGGGAUAGGAAAUCCAAAAAUUGGGUACCAUCCUAUACAGACGAAGUUGGCCAACUUCAACGGAACCCAGUGCGGAUUCUGCUCGUCUGGCAUGGUAAUGAAUAUGUAUGCACUUUACCAAAAUGGAAACGUUAAUAUGAAAGAUGUCGAAGAUUCAUUUGGUGGUAAUAUCUGCCGUUGCACCGGCUACAGACCUAUAUUAUCCGCAUUUAAAUCAAUGUCCAUCGACGCUUCCGAGAAAUGCAUUGGUAAAUUGCGGGAUAUCGAAGAUUCGUACGUACCUUGCAAGGAAAUGGAAUGUCCACAAUUGUGCAACAAGUCUUUGUCCUACUCUUUGAAUAACACUAAAUGGUAUAAGGUGUUCACUAUAGAUGAAGCACUCGAAAUAAUGAAAACAAAUGAUAACUACAGAUUUGUUGCAGGGAACACUGCCAGAGGUGUUUAUCCCGACAUGUCCAAAGCGAAUGUUUACAUUGAUUUGAAUAACGUGGAGCAACUGAAAGGACAUGUUUUGAAUACGAAAAAUUUAGAAAUAGGAGCGAAUGUUACAUUGACCGAAGCUAUUGAUAUUUUCCAUACAGUCAGCUUUAACGAUCCAAAUUUUUCUUAUUUACAAAAGUUUACAGAACACAUUGAUCUGAUAGCUCACGUACCCGUUAGAAACAUCGGAACGCUUGCUGGAAAUCUAUCAAUAAAACAUAAGCACGUGGAAUUCCCUUCAGAUAUCUUUAUUCUAUUGGAAACCGUUGGAGCAACUAUAACUAUAGUGGAUACCGCGAAAAAAGAGUAUAACAUAAGUGUUCUUGAAUAUAUCAAUUACAAUAUGGGUAAAAAAAUCAUUAAGAAAAUCACAGUUCCUGCCUUAAAAAAGAACACAUCUUUUGAAAGUUAUAAGAUAAUGCCGAGAGCUCAAAAUGCCCAUGCGAUGGUAAACGCUGGAUUCCAGGUAUCAUUCAAGAAUGGUGGAAUUGUAGAUAGUAUCCGCAUCGUUUAUGGAGGAAUCAACCCUCAGUUCAGUCAUCCGACUGAAACUGAAAACUUCUUGAAAGGCCGUGACCUUUUCAAAAACGAUGUACUCAAAAUGGCAUAUAAGAAACUCGAAUCUGAAUUGCAACCGGACCACGUGCUUCCUGAUCCGAAACCAGAAUUCAGAAAAAAACUAGCCAUCGCACUGUUUUACAAGUUUAUUUUAAGUAUUUGCCCAACGGUGGAUAAAGCUAAACAAUCUGGCGGAACAAAAUUACACAGAGAUUUAUCCAAGGGCACGCAACAUUUCGAGACGCAAGAAUCUCUCUAUCCACUCACAGAAGCUAUACCAAAGUUGGAGGCGUUAGCUCAAACCACUGGACAAGCCCAAUAUAUCGGUGAUAUACCUGACAUACCGAAUCAACAUUACGCUGCUUUUAUCUUAGCAAAAGCUCCCGCCAAUUCGAAGAUUAAGAAGAUUGACUAUUCCGAGGCCUUAAAAUUAGAAGGCGUAGUGCAUCAUGUGGAUGUGAAUGACAUACCAGGUAUCAAUUCGUUCAUGCCUAAGUCUAUUGUACCCGAGGCUGAACCCAUAUUUUGUUCUGACACGGUUCUCUACUACAAUCAGCCAAUCGGCUUGAUCGUAGCUACUAGUCAAAUAGCAGCCGAAGAAGGUGCCAAACUUGUUUCUGUGCAAUAUAUUAAAUCAACGGAAAAACCAUUGUUAUAUAUCCGCGAUAUUAUUGCCAGUGGCAAGAGCACGAAGAUAACCCACGAAGAAACAAUAGUUGCGAAAAGUAAAGGUAAAGAUAUUAAGCUGGAGUUCAAGGGAUCCUACGAUACCUAUUGGCAGUAUCACUACCACAUGGAAACUCAAUGUUGCAAUGUGGUACCAGUAGAAGAUGGUUGUUUCGAUAUGUACACUUCAACACAAUGGAUGGAUCUGGUGCAGGUGGCAGCUGCGGAAUGUUUAAACAUCAACCAAAACAAGAUUCACGUCCGGGUGCGUAGGUUGGGCGGCGCGUACGGUGGAAAGAUUUCCCGUAAUUCUCAAGUUGCUUGUGCAUGUAUCCUAGCCUCAGCUAAGAUCCACAAGCCCGUUAAAUUGUGGAUGCCAUUCACAGACAACAUGAAUGCUAUUGGCAAGAGGAAUCCCAUCUCCGCAGAUUAUGAAGUCGGUGUCAACAACAAAGGCAAAAUACAAUAUUUGAAUCAUACUUAUUACACCGAUGUUGGGUAUGCCAAAAAUGAAAUACCCUGGCAUGGUGGGGUAGAUUGCUUUACGGGUGCUUAUGAGGACAACUCGUACGAGAUUGAUGUUAUGUCUACCAGAAGCGAUAACCACACUGCAACCUGGGCUCGAGCUCCUGGAAGUUUGGAAGGUUCGGCUAUGAUCGAAACAAUUAUGGAACAUAUAUCGUACAAACUUAACAUGGAUCCACUGGAAGUCAGAUUGAACAAUCUGGAUGACACUACUCAUCCCAAAUUAAGGCCGAUGAUCGAUGAUCUAUUGAAUUGGGCUGAAGUAAAUGAUCGCAAAAAGGCGAUCGAGCAAUUUAAUAAAUCAAACAUUUGGACCAAGAAAGCUCUGUCCGUAAUUCCCAUGGUUUACAAAUUGAUUUUCUUCGGUCAAUUCCAUGCUCUAAUUUCGGUGUACCACAACGAUGGAUCAGUUGCAAUUUCGCAUGGAGGUAUCGAAAUGGGUCAAGGAAUUAACACAAAGGCCGCACAAGUUGUCGCUCAUACUCUUGGAAUAAAACUGGACAUGGUCAGCGUUAAGCCUAGCGACACAUUGAUAUCACCGAAUAAUUUUGUCACAGGCGGAAGUAUUACGAGCGAAUCCGUCUGUAUGGCUAUGGUUAAAUCAUGCAACGAGCUGUUAGAAAGAAUGAAGCCAAUUAAAGACUCGCUGGACGUGAAAACAUGGAUUAACGUGGUAAAAGAGUGUUACAACAAAAAUAUUAAUCUCGGAGUUACGACAACGUGGACAGAAGCAGAGAGCAAAGAAUAUUUUAUUUACGGAGUCGCAGCCGCCGAGGUCGAAGUUGACAUUCUAACAGGUUGUCAUGUCAUACAGCGAGUUGACCUAUUGGAGGACACUGGGGAUAGCAUGAGUCCAGCUAUAGAUAUUGGUCAAGUGGAAGGCGCCUACAUCAUGGGUUUAGGUUUCUGGACGUGCGAGGAAAUCGUGAUGGACAAGCAUGGUGAAUUGUUGACGAACAGAACGUGGAAUUACAAAACGCCAGGUGCCAAAGAUAUUCCCGUCAUAUUCAACGUCAAGUUUCCUGAAAAUAAUCCAAACCCUCGGAGUCCUUUGAAGGCGAAAGCAACGGCGGAGCCUCCGCUGUGCAUGAGCAUUGGUAUUCCCUUGGCGAUAAAGCAAGCUAUUAAGUCUGCCCGGAUCCAAGCAGAUCCAUCUGCAGACCCUUGGUAUCCUAUAAAUGGGCCGUGCACAGUCGAACAAACAUUCAUGAGUUCCCUUUAUAAACCGGAACAAUACAUAUUAUAGUGAGUAAACUCAGCACAGGAUGCAUUACAGGACGAAAAAUAUUAUAUAACAAUGGGUAAAAUAUAUAAUAUUGAUAACUCAAA